AUGCCAUUUUUUAGGAUCCAAGACAGUUCCACAGAUGAGAGCGAAUUAUUACGAAGUGAUCCCGAACAAGCUGGAGAUGAAGAAAGUAGUGAGCAUGAUCAGAGCGAAACCUCUGAUCUCUUCUGGGACGAUGAAAAACCGCAUCGAAAAGAGACUAUGCAGGAAUUUGUUGGGAGGCAAUAUCGAAAUGUUGUGCAUUUCUUCGUGGAAGACUGGUUCCUCUCAGCUUUGCUCGGAAUUAUCACUGCAAUAUUAUCCAUAACCACUGACGUAGGCAUUGAAUAUAUUCUUCAUUGUUUCCUUCUAUCUCUUGCCAUUAGCGUGAUUCAAAAAAUGGGACCAUGA
This is a messenger RNA of Cylicostephanus goldi, 345 nucleotides long. The record is from the annotation of a GenBank genome assembly. NCBI's taxonomy places the organism in Eukaryota, Metazoa, Nematoda, Chromadorea, Rhabditida, Strongylidae.